Messenger RNA from Mytilinidion resinicola, 1157 nucleotides. RefSeq names its product NAD(P)-binding protein. The transcript has 2 exons. NCBI's taxonomy places the organism in Eukaryota, Fungi, Ascomycota, Dothideomycetes, Mytilinidiales, Mytilinidiaceae. The coding region runs from base 1 to 981 and encodes 326 amino acids. The record is from RefSeq and is a predicted model, not a curated record.
AUGCCCAUCGCCCAGUUCCUCUCGGAGUUCUUCCCUCCUAGGCCAACCUUAACCGAAGCAGACCUUCCUUCUCUGGCAGGCAAGACGUACUUCAUCACGGGCGGAGCAGCUGGGAUCGGAAAAGAGCUCACCCGUAUCCUCUAUUCGGCAAACGCCACGGUCUACAUCGCCGGACGCAGCCUCACCAACAUUGAAAAGGCAACUAAGGAGAUCAUUGAGAAGCCCAGCGAGGGUAUGGCGUUCUCACAAACUAGUGGGCGCAUCGUCCCUCUAAUCCUUGAUCUUGGCGACUUAACUACUAUCAAAGCCGCGGUUCAGGAGCUUGAGAAGCAAGUCACCCAGGUUGACAUGGUCUUCUUCAACGCAGGCGUCAUGACUCCUCCAGUAGGAGCCAAAACAACCCAGGGUUAUGAAUUGCAAUGGGGAACGAACGUCGUGGGCCACUUCUUGCUCCAAAAGCUGAUGAUGCCCCUUUUGCUAGCCUCCGCUAAACAGACCAAAGAGCCCCUGCGCAUUAUUUGGACGUCUUCAGAUGGUAGUUUCAUGUCGCCGUCUCCAGAUGGCAUUUACUGGGACAAUAUCAACAACGCAAAUGGAAAGCUGAGCCCUUGGAAUCUAUACACGCAGUCCAAAGCUGGAAACGUUAUCCUGGCCGCCGAAACAGCCCAGCGCUAUGCUGCCAACAACAUCAUCACGGCCUCGCUCAAUCCCGGACAUCUGAAGACGGAACUGCAACGUCAUUCUGGUUCCUGCGUACGCAGAAUUCUCAACGCUACGCUGCUACAUGAUGCUCGCUAUGGCGCCCUUACUGAGCUAUACGCAGGGUUUUCGAGUGUUCUAACGAAGGAGAAGAGUGGUUCCUAUUUCAUUCCAUGGGGAAGGAAGGCAAUUAUGGCACCGCACGUGAAAAAAGGACUGGAGAACGGAAGCGGACGUCGGCUUUGGGAGCUACUCGACAAAGAAACAGCGCAGUAUCAAUAGUAGCAGACGAAGGCUAUGCUUUUAUUUCGUUUUGUUUCUUUUAUCACCAUCAAGCGUUGUCCUCAUAAUGCCUUCAAACUUCCUUUUGUACAGUCUUUUUCUCUCAAUCACCCAAUAACAUACAUCGAUUUGUGCAAGAGGACUAUUUUGCGAUGAAGGAAAUACAAAUCACGUGC